Gopherus flavomarginatus (Mexican gopher tortoise) is the source of this 4928-nucleotide messenger RNA. RefSeq names its product protein activator of interferon induced protein kinase EIF2AK2 (gene PRKRA). The record is from RefSeq and is a predicted model, not a curated record. The transcript has 8 exons. Bases 4010 to 4678 code for a protein of 222 amino acids. Lineage: Eukaryota; Metazoa; Chordata; Testudines; Testudinidae.
CUGAAGGACAAGUACAUCUUCCAAGUUUCACCUUUAAAGUCACAGUAGGUGAAAUAACAGGCACAGAUGUCACAAAAUGCAAAGAAGGUACCAAUGUGAGAUUUCCAAAGAGAACUACAGCACUCGACCCAAGAUUUAAGAAUCUGAAGUGCCUUCCAAAAUCUGAGAGGGAUGAGGUAGGGAGCAUGCUUUCAGAAGUCUUAGAAGAGCAACACUCUGAUGUGGAAACUACAGAACCCGAACCACGAAAAAAGAAAAUCAACCUUCUGCAGGUGGCAUAUAUAAUGAACAUGCAUUGGUCCACACUGCUUUGGAUGGUUUUCAAGCAGAAACCGUCAUCAACAUGGACGCAUGUCCCAUGGAAUGGUGGUUGAAGCAUGCGCAUCUGGCAUGUAAAUAUCUUGCAACACCGGCUACAACAGUGCCAUGAGAACACCUGUUCUGACUUUCAGGUGACAUUGUAACCAAGAAGUGGGCAGCAUUAUCUCCUGCAAAUGUAAACAAACUUGUUUUUCUGAGCGAUUGGCUGAAGAAGUAGGACUAAGUGAACUUGCAGGCUGUAAAAUUUUACAUUGUUUUAUCUUUGAAUGCAGUUUUUUUGUACAUAAUUCUAUAUUUAUAAGUUCAAUUUUCAUGAUAAAGAGCUUGCAUUACAAUAUGUGUAUUAGGUGAAUUGAAAAAUAUUAUUUCUUUUGUCUUUUUACAGUGCAAACACUUGUAAUCAAAAAAAAUAUAAAGCGAGCACUGUAUGCUUUGUAUUCUGUGUUGUAAUUGAAAGAAAUAUUUGAAAAUGUAGAAAACAUCCAAAAAUUUUUAAAUAAGUGGUAUUCUGUUGUUUAAUUGCACGAUUAAUUUUUUUAGUUGCUUGACAGCCCUAAUUUUAAAUUAAUCUAUUUGGAAUAAACUACAUCUAUUGUCUUCAUGAUAGAGCACUAAGUGUAGAAUUAUUACAUGCAAAAAUAUUACAUUAAAAGAACAUUAUGGUUGUAAAGUCAAGCACUCAAAAGCCAAGGAAAUUCCAGAAUUAAAGUUGCCCAUAUCCUUGAUUUGUCCCCCUUGUACAUAGCCAUUAUGAAAAUUACAUGCUCUAGUAUAUAUUUCCAUAUGAUCACUACUUCAGUGAAAGCAUAGUUAUUCAUUAUUUAUCUGUAGCCUCGUCAGUAUGUGACCCCAGGUCUUAAAUACAUACCAUUUAAGCCAUGCACCAAAUAAGAAGUUAUUAGUUUCUUCUUGGGUGUUUCUAUCAUCCUUUCACCAAGGUAACUGAAUGCUUCUUAAACAAUGAAUUGAUCUUCAGAACACUCAUGAAUUUAUGUAGUCAUAUCCUCAUUUCACAGAUAACAGAACUGAGUCGCAAAAAGUUUAAGGUCAAUAUUACAAGAGUGUCCACUAAUUUUGGAUGCUCAGCUUGAGAUAUCUAAGGCCUGAUAUUUCAGAGCACUUUGCAUUUUUGACACUUUGUAUAUUCAAAGCACAGUCCCUAUUGACUUCCGUUGUGAGUGCUCAGACUUCUGCAGAUCCAGCCCCAAGAAUCUCAGGUUGGGCACUCAAAAAUGAGGAACAUGCAAUUAGUGGCUCCCUUUGGAAAAUUUUAGUUUGUGACUUGCCCAGCAGCCUGAAGGAAUAGUGUGAGAGGCAGGAAUAGAAUCUAGUUCUCUGGGAUGGCAUUCAGCAUGAAUAACCAGGAGAACAUCCUCUCUCUUCUUGUAGUCCCUGCCUCAUUCACUACACAAUUUCCAGGAGGUUGGUGCCACCAGAAUGAGAGAGCACCUAGACUAUCAUCAGAGAGACUAAGUGGACCCCAGUGUGCUCAGCCAGCCAGGGAUUGUCUACCCUGUGUGUCCUCAAUCAUAUGCUCCAGGAGGUGAGAGCAGCCUUCCCUCCCACCUCUCUCUCUCUUUCCUGGAGUGGGUCCUGUAGCUCGGUGCUCUCCACCCACUGCUCACCUCUGGCCCUCCAGAAUUAGACAUUGGACACCUGCCCCAUGAGCCUCCCAAACACCCAGCCUGAGCUGGCUGAAUGACAUCCAGCUGUAUCACCUCCAAACCACCAAGGAAACAUCUGUAGGCACUUGUGUUUCAUACUAUCCACUUCAUUGCCCUGUGUCUCCCCCCAGCCCACCUCCCUAACACUAAGUGGUGGGACCUGCUGCUACGUGAGGAGGGGAGGUAACCUCAUGGCCCACGAAGGAUAUCAGUUGGUGACUCCUCCAUGAAGGCAUAAGCAUGUGCAUGUAGCUGGGGCACUUCAUGAACUCCCUCAACACCUGUCCUGUCUGCAGUGAGCGGAAGAUCCUGGCACACAUCAACGUACAGUGCGUCAGUUUGCAGCCCGUCUCCUGGCUCCUCCAGAACCAGUUACAGAGGUUCUGACUGCACUUUUCCCUCACACCUCCUGAUCCUUGCACACCCUAUCCAUGGCCACACAAAGUUGCAAAACCUCCUUAUCAACCUCCUGGUGCUGGCAAUACUGCCAUCCAUCAUACCAGGAGGAAGAAGCUGGGCAGGGCUCUGCAACUGUGGGGCCUAUUUCCAAUCCUGUGCGAAGUCAUGUCUCCAGGCAGAGUUCCUCUGGGCCAGCGAUUCUAAGCCCGGGUACACAGAGGUCUUCCAGGGGGUACAUCAGCUCAUCUAGAUAUUUGCCUAGUUUUACAACAGGCUACAUAAAAAGCACUAGCAAUUUUUCAGUAAUAGUAUGCUGUGACACUUUUGUAUUUUGAUGUCUGAUUUUUGUAAGCAAGUAGUGUUUAAGUGAGGUGACACUUGGGGCUACACAAGACAAAAACUUCUGAAAGGGGUACAGUAGUCUGGAAAGGUUGAGAGUCACUGCUCUGGGCAGUGUCCACUGACUCCUUAGAUGCCUUUGAGGAGCAGUGGGCACUGUCUGUGUUCUCUGCUCAGUGUCCUCAUCCAGUUCCCUGAUUUUCACUCUUUGACCUUCACUCCCAUCCCUGUUUUUUCAUUUGUUGUCCCCAGUAUUCACUUGGGGCCCAGGUUCACUAGUUUCCCCUGCUGCCGGCUAAGGGGCAGGGCCUUUAGCUGAGGGCAGGCUUAGGUCUGCCAUCUCUCAGCAAUCACAAUAGGUACGCACUUUCCAGUUUCUGCUACAAACAGCCUCCAUUAUUACACAGCCCUGAUUCAUCCCCCAAGCGGAUCUAUGCAGUGCACUGAAUGAGGCAGCGUUUCUGUUGGGGGAGGGGAGGGAAGUGUGACCAUGUGCAUAUGAUAAUGCACAUGCACAUGAUUGCAGAAUUAAGAAUGCACAAGCUACCUCAAGCUUGGUGUUUCCUGACUUAUGCAUACUUGACUUUGCAACCUUAAAGUUUAAUUAUAGUUUCUUGGGAUGUCAUAGACAAGGGUUUUGGUUUUUUUGUUUUUUUUUUUUGAAAAGAGACUUAAGACAUUCUAUAACAUAGAACAUAGUUCAUCAGCAGGGUUCAGACUAAAGUACUUGAGAUAAUGCAGCAACUGAUAGUAAUAAUACUGCAUGCUGUCAUUCUUUGUGGACUACCACUAGGGGGAGAUGAAAAACACCGUGCCAGUGGUUUUCAGAGUUACGUAUUUGCUGACAACAGAGGGAUACAGAGACUCAGGACUUCUGGGUUCAAUUCCAGAUUCUGAAGGAGUAUUCUGUUUUGGUUAUAUAGAAUUCCGCUCUUUAUGCUCCCACCCUCCCCAUGUCUUCCUCUGCUACUAUAUAACCCACCCUAGAUUCCCUCAGCAAAGGCACUAUAGAGAAAGCCACCCAAGCUUGCCUUCUGAGGACCCCAUCUCAAACCCCAAUGUAAGGGCAAGAGGGAGCAUGUCAGGGGUGGGGCUGCAUCACAUAAUGCUGUAGAGAUUCCAGACAGGGCUGUUACCUGUUAUAACAAUUUAACACGGCUGUCAUUAGUCACAUGCUGUCAUGCUUUAGGGAUAUCAGAUUGUCUAUUUUAAUACAGGUGAAGGUCAUAGCAAGAAGAUUGCAAAACACAGAGCUGCAGAAGCUGCCUUGAACGUUUUAAAAGGAAAUGCAAGUAUUGGCUAUGGAGAAGAGAAAGACAUGUUUAAAUCUUUCAGUGCCAGAAUCCAUAGUUCCAGAUUCUCCAAAGCAACCACAAAAUCAAACCAAUCCUAUAGGUACAUUACAGGAACUGGCUGUUCAGAAGGGAUGGAGACUUCCUGAAUAUUCACUUGCGCAUGAGUCGGGGCCUCCUCACAAGCGGGAGUUUACAAUGACUUGCAGAAUAGAAACAUUUGUAGAAACUGGGACUGGGACAUCUAAGAAACUAGCAAAGCGAAAUGCUGCUGAAAAAUUUCUUGCCAAAUUCCACAGUUUCCCUCCAGAUAGCAUCAAUAUUUCCUUAGGAAAUGAAGUGGGAAAUAAUUUAGGAUGCACAUGGGAUGCCUUAAGGAACUCAGAAGAAGAAAAAAUUACCUUGCUGAAGAGAAGUCCACUCAGUAUUCCUAAUACAGACUAUGUCCAACUGCUUGGAGAAGUUGCAGAAGAACAAGGUUUUGUUAUAACGUAUUUGAAUAUAGAAGAGCUGAGCGUGAAUGGACAGUACCAAUGUCUUGCUGAACUCUCAACCAAUCCAGUCACAGUUUGCCAUGGUACUGGGAUUACUUGGGGCAAUGCUCACAAUGAUGCUGCUCACAAUGCAUUACAAUAUUUAAAGAUCAUGGCUGGAAGAAAAUAAACUUGAAAUAGAAAAAAAAAUCUUCUGAUAAAGAUUUAACUUAAAAGAUAUUUCCAAAGUUGGAUGUUUUCCCAUAUAUGUAGUUCAAAUUAAUUUUGGGCUAUUUUUAAGUCACUCCACAAACACCAUUUUAAUUAUGGAUUGCUUUGAAAUGAGUCACUCAUAAGGUUUUCAUUUUGGAUUGGUUUACUGUAUUUAGCUCUCAGUAUUGUAAAGCAGUGAGGACAUCAAAUUACUGCUUACAUUCUUA